Molecule: messenger RNA, 769 nt
Organism: Priapulus caudatus
Lineage: Eukaryota; Metazoa; Priapulida; Priapulimorpha; Priapulimorphida; Priapulidae
Exons: 2
Source: RefSeq, a predicted model, not a curated record
AUGGAGCAAAAAGUUGAGCUGAAGAAGGAACGGAGGAGAUUGAAGACCAUAGCAGAUGCCAUCCAAGCAGAUGUUGACACUGCAAAAGCCCUACGUUUGGCCACGGAGUACAUCAGUGAAAAUGUAAAGAAACGGAACAGUCGUACUCGUGACGAGCAGAAAGCUGAAGGUGGCGAGUCUGAGUUAAGAGCGGCAGAAGUCAAAACAGAAGCAAAGUACAGUAUUGAUAGCGACAUGCAUCACAACCUGAAGCGCGUACCUAUUCCAACAUUUAGAGGAGAUAAACAGGACUAUCCAAUAUUCAGAGAUGCCUUUUAUCAAUGUGUUGACAAGGCAAGCUGUGGACCUAGUUUUAAGAUGUUACAACUUCGUCAAUACCUGGGAGGUGAUGCGAGCAAAACCAUCGAGGGGUUUCCUGCCUCUGAAGCAGGAUAUGAAGCAGCUAAACGUCGACUGGAAGAGAGAUACGGGGGGGAACGGCGAAUACUUCUCGCCCAGCUUAACGGUAUACGACAGUUCCACAUGGUCAGACAAGGAGAUACACAGGCACUGGAUGCAUUCCAAAACAAGUUAGAGCUGGCGAUAGUGGCCCUCGCAGAAAGUGGUCGCACUGAGGAGCUAGAGAAUGACAGUAUGUUCUAUUGCGUAUCAAAAUCGAAAUUCCAGCCGUCUCAGAUUGCACACUACAAACGGUGGCUCAGUAUCGAAGGACGCCCUGAGAACCUACACUCACUGCGUAAAUGGAUAUCGGAGGAACUGCGUAUUCGCA